AUGGCUACCAAAGAGCGAAAGAAUCCAAAAUUGCACAUCACUGAGCAGCCUAUUACUUUGAGUAACUGGCAUCAACAUGUCAAUUGGGUCAACACAUCCCUCAUCCUGAUAGUCCCCCUCGGUGGGUGUGUGGCUGCCUUCUAUACCAAGCUCCAAGCAGCCACCGCGGCCUGGGCUGUUGUCUACUACUUCUGGACUGCGCUGGGAAUCACUGCAGGAUACCAUCGUCUAUGGGCACAUCGAUCAUAUGAGGCGAACUGUAGGAGACUGCCUUUGAGAAUCUUCCUGGCAUGUGCCGGCGGUGGUGCUGUGCAAGGAUCGAUCAGAUGGUGGAGCAGCAAGCACAGAGCCCACCACCGAUGGACCGACACCGCCAAAGACCCCUAUAGCGUGAUGAAAGGGGCUUGGUAUGCGCACUUCAUGUGGAUGGUCUUGAAGCAGAACCCAAAGAACAAGGGAAGAACGGAGAUCUCUGAUUUGAACGAGGACCCCGUCGUCGUCUGGCAGCACCGAAACUACGGAUCGGUGAUCCUCUUUUUCGGCAUGCUGUUCCCAAUGAUCAUCGCUGGCUUGGGUUGGGGAGACUGGAAGGGUGGUCUGGUAUAUGCUGGCAUUCUCAGAUUCUUGUUUGUUCAGCAGGCCACUUUCUGCGUCAACUCUCUUGCCCAUUGGUUGGGUGAGCAGCCCUUCGAUGACCGAAACUCACCUCGCGAUCACGUUAUCACUGCACUGGUGACUUGUGGUGAGGGUUAUCACAAUUUCCAUCACGAGUUCCCCUCCGAUUACCGCAAUGCUAUCGAAUGGUGGCAAUACGACCCCACCAAGUGGUCUAUCUGGACAUGGAAACAACUCGGAGUCGCAUCCAACCUCAAACAAUUCCGUGCCAACGAAAUCGAAAAAGGCCGCGUCCAGCAACUCCAGAAGAAGGUUGACCAGAAACGCGCCAAGCUUGAUUGGGGAACUUCGUUGGGUCAGUUACCUGUUGUAGACUGGGACGAUUUCGUCGCCGAGGCUCAAAACGGCAAGGCCCUCGUUGCCAUCGCUGGUGUUGUCCACGACGUGAGUGGGUUCAUCAAGGAGCACCCGGGUGGAAAGACGUUGAUCUCAUCGGCUAUUGGGAAAGAUGCCACCGCCAUGUUCAACGGGGGUGUUUACAUGCACACCAAUGCCGCUCACAACCUGCUCUCCUCGAUGCGAGUUGGGGUGAUCCGAGGCGGCGGUGAGGUUGAGAUUUGGCGGCACCAUAAUACCCAGAAGGGCAAGGCUUGA
This is a messenger RNA of Penicillium olsonii, 1269 nucleotides long. The record is from the annotation of a GenBank genome assembly. Lineage: Eukaryota; Fungi; Ascomycota; Eurotiomycetes; Eurotiales; Aspergillaceae.